AGAGAGAGAAUCUGUUGUUUUUGCUUUGGGUUGCUUCCGUUGUACUUGGUUUGUAGGUGAAGACGAAACAAAGAAACUACAAGAACAUAUCAAGAAAAAGUGGAGAUGGAGGAGGGACAGUAUCAGAAUGGGUUCUUAGUUGGUGGUGGGUUAGGGGUGAAGGUGAUGACCGAUGAGCAGCUGGAGAUGCUGAGGAAACAGAUCUCUGUUUAUGCUACCAUCUGCGAGAGUCUUGUUCAGAUGCACCAGGCCAUCUCUGAUCCUCAAGAUUUUGCUGGGAAUCCUUACUGUGGUCCAUUUUCACCAUAUGCUUUCCAAAUGAUCCCUUCGAGGCAACGGUGGGCUCCAAAGCCUGCGCAGCUUCAAAUGCUUGAGAGUAUAUUUGAGCAAAGCAGUGCAACUCCAGAGAGGCAGAGUAUCAGAGAGAUUACCAAUCAACUUGCAGUGCAUGGCCCAAUUUCUGAAACAAACGUCUAUAAUUGGUUCCAGAACAGGAGAGCUCGUUCCAAAAGAAAGCAAGCAGCUUUACCACCAAUACCAAACGAUCAUGUCUAUUCUGCCAAAGACCAGAAAACCAAACCUGAUGAUACCCAUGUGGAUGAAAAUUUGGCACUCAUGCUCAAUCAUAUGUACUUCCAGGGUCCUGAUAUAGGAGGGAUUGACCGGUUAAUUGGCCAAACGGAAGUCCCAGUGAGCUAUAAUUCUUACUUGCAGAUGGAGGAACAUGAUGAUUAUUGAUUGAAAAAGAUGGUAGGGAGAACCAGCCAGAGAACUUAUACGACCAAAGAUAACAUAUAUAUUCUAAAAGAUUAGAGAAGACAUUUAUUAUCAUGUUUCUUAGGUCAUUGGAUCUAUUGAUUAUGGCAUUUAAGAUCCUUCAGCUUGACAAGUCUAAUUCCAAUCAACUCUCUUGCUUGGAAUGUUUCUUUUAGUUCAUUAUGAGUAUCAAUUGAAAAUUUUAACACUGAUUAUUUUCUA
Messenger RNA from Hevea brasiliensis (rubber tree), 978 nucleotides. Its product is annotated as WUSCHEL-related homeobox 8-like. NCBI's taxonomy places the organism in Eukaryota, Viridiplantae, Streptophyta, Magnoliopsida, Malpighiales, Euphorbiaceae. The record is from RefSeq and is a predicted model, not a curated record. Gene Ontology annotation, molecular function: DNA binding; DNA-binding transcription factor activity. The transcript has 3 exons. The coding region runs from base 106 to 738 and encodes 210 amino acids.